UUUCAAUAUUACAAACAUCAAGCUAAUGUUGGUUGUGUGACAAAAACAAACUUCUUAUUUCCUCUCUCUCCACUUUCUCUUUCUAGAAUAAAAAAGGAGAAGAAGAUGGAAGCGGUGACGAGGAGAUAAUUCAGCUCUCUCUCUCUAUCUCUGAUAUCCCCAUCCCCCCAAAAGCAAAAUCGAAGACGCAAACUCUCUCUCUCUUCUCAUUCCGCCAUGUUUGCCCUCUUCUGAAUUACUCCCUCUGAUUCAGCGCACCGACACAAUCUUCUCUCUCUAGAAACCUUUCUUCCACUCCGAUUUCGCCUUUUGUUUCGUCCCAAUUUCUCUCUCAAUAAAUUUCCACGCAAUUUUUUUUGUUCUUUCAACCAAAAGUUUGUAUCUUUCUCUCUAUAAUUUUCUUCCCUGUAAAUCUGUUUUCCACCUUCAACUUUCUCUCUUUUCUCUCCCAUUUUUAUUCCGCCCUUUGUCUCUUCCUGUAUUUGUUCUCUCUAAAACAUUCAAUAAAACUUCAUCUUUCAACCAAAACUAUUCGUUCUCUCUCGAUAUUUCUGCAAAUUAUUGUCGGUUUUCUUGUUAGAUCGUCUUUGGUUACAAGUUUGAUGAAUUUUGACCAAUUGGGUCAUUGAGGAGUAGCUACAAAAUCAUGACUCCGGCUCUGAUUGAGCCGCCGACAUUGACGGAAUCGUCGUCGUCGUCGUCGGUGGAGUCUUCUCCUUCGCCUCCCAAGAGAUCUGGGGGCGAAAAUCGUCCUUUUGCAGAUCUCAGGGGGGUUCAGUGGCGUAUAGAUUUGGGGAUUUUGCCCUCUUCUUCUUCCAUAGAUGAUCUUCGCCGGGUCACCGCAGAUUCUCGUAGGAGAUAUGCUGCGUUGAGGAGGCGGCUCCUAGUUGAUUUACACAUACCUAAGGAUGGAAGUAAUUCUCCUGAUCUUGUCAUGGACAAUCCAUUGUCCCAAAAUCCAGAUAGCACGUGGAGUCGCUUCUUUCGGGGUGCUGAAUUGGAGAAAAUGGUUGAUCAGGAUUUGUCCCGUCUAUAUCCCGAACCUGAAAGCUACUUCCAGACAUCGGGAUGCCAAUGCAUGUUAAGACGAAUUUUGUUAUUGUGGUGCCUUAGACAUUCAGAAUAUGGUUACAGACAAGGAAUGCAUGAACUCUUGGCACCAUUGUUAUACGUUCUCCAUGUUGAUGUGGAGCAUCUCUCACAAGUGCGAAAGCUUCACGAAGACCACUUCACUGAUAAAUUUGAUGGAAUCUCCCUUCACGAGCGUGAAUUAGCAUAUAACAUUGGUUUUAAGAAACUUCCCAGGUCCGUGGAAGGUGAAAUUGACUCUCAAAAAUGUUCAGUGAAGACUAGUAGUCUCGACGAACUUGAUCCCAAGAUACAAGCCACUGUAUUACUAACUGAUGCUUAUGGGGCAGAAGGUGAACUGGGUAUCGUCUUAUCAGAGAAAUUUAUGGAGCAUGAUGCUUAUAGCAUGUUUGAUGCUUUGAUGAGUGGGGCUGGUGGCGCAGUUGCCAUGGCAGAAUUUUUCUUGCCUUCUGCUUUGGGUGGCUCACACACUGGUUUGCCUCCUGUUAUUGAAGCUUCUUCUGCGUUGUACCAGUUGCUUUCUAUAGUUGAUUCAUCUCUCCAUAGCCACCUUGUUGAGCUAGGCGUUGAACCCCAGUACUUUGCCCUCCGCUGGUUACGAGUUCUAUUUGGGCGUGAGUUUGCACUUAAAGACCUUUUGAUGAUCUGGGAUGAAAUAUUUGCAUCUGACAACAGUAAAUUAAACAGAAGUGCUGAAAAUGACGAAGAGUCCAGCUAUGGGGUCCUCAAUUCCCCAAGGGGAGCAUUCAUCUCAGCCAUUGCAGUUUCAAUGAUACUUCAUUUGAGAUCUUCCGUGCUUGCCACUGAGAAUGCCACUGCCUGUCUGCAGAGAUUGUUGAAUUUUCCAGAGAAUAUAAACCUGAAGAAACUGAUAGCGAAGACAAAAUCCUUGCAGGCAUUUGCAUUAGAUGCUAAUAACUCGACCCCACUGCCAAUACAUAAUGGGGCGUAUAACCUGAGUAAACCAAUGAUUGUGAGAGGUCAUAGCGUUCCACCGGAUUCCAUUUCUCCAAGGUCUCCACUGAAUUUGGUACCUGAGAGCUAUUGGGAAGAGAAGUGGAGAGUUCUGCACAAGGCAGAAGAACUUAAGCAUGGUAGCUUAGAAAACCAAGUAACCAACCGCAAAAAGGGUUGGUCAGAGAAAAUGAGAUUGAGUUUAUCAAGAACCGGAUCUGCCCCGUCCCCUUCUAGGGUUGAUAGUGGAAAAAAGGACACUAAGUCAUCUGUUAGGAGGAGCUUGCUGGAAGAUUUGUCUCGGCAGCUUGGAUUUGAGGAAGAUACGGAGAAAACAGCGUGUAAUGAAGUUCUUGACCAGAAGCACCCUUCAUCUGUAGAUGCAGAGGUGGAUGGUAUUUCUAAGAACUUCGCUUCCACAGCUGAGGAGAGGUGCUUGAAUGGAAAUGCCGGCAGUGAAGAGAACUCUCCUAUUUUUUCAGAUCCACCAAGCCCUCUUUGUGGAGCUAAUGACCAUGAAAUUGAAUCAGAGAGUAGUGUCGCGUCAAAUUUAUCCACUGAUGAAAAUGAUGUUGAACCCAAUAAUGCUGAGUCAUGUACGACUAACUCAGGCUCAUCUCUUUCGGUCUUGGAUUCCCCAGAGGACAUCUCUAUGAAAUCUGGACAGAAUGAUGAUUCUCCGGAAAACUCAGCAAGUAUUAUUGUGUCAAAUUUGCCCACUCAUGAAAAUGAUUUUGAACCCAGUAAUGUCGAGUCUUGUAGGACUAACCCAGAGUCACCUCUUCCAAUCUCAGAUUCCCCAGAGGACAUCUCUUUGAAAUCCGGACAGAAUGAUGAAGCUUUGGGAAAAUCAGCAACAGAUUUUAAGGAGCGGAAGCGUCCAUCGGGCAAAUUCCAGUGGUUUUGGAAAUUUGGACGGAAUAGUGCCGAGGGGACCUCUGAUAAAGGAGGUGCUUCUGAGGCAACAAAAGCUUGCGGUGGAGAGAGUAAUCAGAAAAAUGCAGCGAUCUCUUCUACAGCUGAUGGGCUUAGCACUUCUUCUGCAAUAAGCAAAGGAGAUGCCGUGGACCAGAAUGUAAUGGUUACUUUGAGGAAUCUUGGGCAUUCCAUGCUUGAGAAUAUUCAGGUGAUUGAGUCUGUUUUCCAGCAAGAUAGGGGUCAAGUGGGAUCAGUAGAGAACUUCUCUAAAAAUGUUUUAGUGGGCAGAGGACAAGUUACAGCCAUGACAGCUCUGAAGGAGCUUCGGAAAAUCAGCAACCUUUUAUCGGAGAUGUGAGGUUGGAAUUAUUUAAAUUUAAUCUGUAUAUACAUUUUGUAAUUACUAUUUCCAAGUGUCAGAAAUAAAUGAGUUUCUUCGGCUUCUCGUAUCUUUUAUACCUUCCAAUGAAUAUAAAUUUUGUUAUGAAUUUGAGUUUGAUGUGUAAAUAGAAGUUUCUUAUUAUAGUA
Cornus florida is the source of this 3489-nucleotide messenger RNA. RefSeq lists its product as uncharacterized. Gene Ontology annotation, biological process: activation of GTPase activity. Gene Ontology annotation, molecular function: GTPase activator activity. The record is from RefSeq and is a predicted model, not a curated record. Bases 647 to 3319 code for a protein of 890 amino acids. Lineage: Eukaryota; Viridiplantae; Streptophyta; Magnoliopsida; Cornales; Cornaceae. The transcript is spliced from 5 exons.